This is a messenger RNA of Sphaeramia orbicularis (orbiculate cardinalfish), 1967 nucleotides long. RefSeq names its product purinergic receptor P2X, ligand-gated ion channel, 5 (gene p2rx5). The coding region runs from base 1 to 1215 and encodes 404 amino acids. Lineage: Eukaryota; Metazoa; Chordata; Actinopteri; Kurtiformes; Apogonidae. The record is from RefSeq and is a predicted model, not a curated record. The transcript has 12 exons. Gene Ontology annotation, molecular function: purinergic nucleotide receptor activity; extracellularly ATP-gated monoatomic cation channel activity. Gene Ontology annotation, biological process: response to ATP; calcium ion transmembrane transport. Gene Ontology annotation, cellular component: plasma membrane.
AUGGCCGGGAGCAUCUGCCAAACACGACUCCUCUCCUUAUUCGACUACAAAACGGAAAAGUACAUUGUUGCGAAAAACAAGAAAGUUGGGAUUUUGUACAGACUAAUUCAGUUAUCAAUCAUCGGAUAUAUUAUAGGGUGGGUUUUCUUAAGCAAGAAAGGCUACCAGGAGACAGAUGAGGCCAUCCAGACCUCUGUCAUAACGAAACUCAAAGGCGUUUCAGUGACUAACACCUCUGAGUCUGGUGUACUGGUGUGGGGGCCGGAGGACUACGUCAUCCCACCACAAGGUGAAGCUGUUCUUUUUGUUAUAACCAAUUUCUUAGAGACACCAAAUCAGAAGCUGGGAUACUGUGCAGAGAGCUCCAAAGUACUGAAUGGACACUGUCGAGAUGAUCAGGACUGUGACGAGGGAAAGAUUGUUGACGCUGGUCACGGAAUUAUGAGUGGUCGCUGCAUAAGAAAAGAUGAAAAUUCAACCAGUACCUGUGAAAUUUAUGGCUGGUGUCCCACUGAGAGGAAAUACAAACCACAAGGACCUCUGCUGGCAAAUGCCGAAAACUUCACCAUUUAUAUCAAGAAUUUCAUACGGUUUUCCAAAUUUGCCUUUUCAAAGUCCAAUGUUCUCAAAACAAAUGAUGACUCCUAUUUGAAGAAAUGUCGAUACGAUGAGGAGCUGCAUCCUUACUGCCCCAUCUUUCGACUGGGUGAAAUCACCAGGCGAGCUGGACACAACUUCCAGGACAUGGCUGCAUUUGGUGGCUCCAUUGGUAUAAUGAUAGAGUGGGACUGCGAUCUUGACAAAGGCGACUCCAGAUGUCAUCCACGGUACCACUUUACUCGUCUGGACAUCAGCUCAGACAAAACAGUUGCAAUGGGAUUUAACUUCAGACACACUCGCUAUUAUAAAAAUGAAGCUGGUGAGAGCUAUCGGUCUCUUUUCAAAGUCUACGGUGUUCGAUUUAACAUCAUGGUGAAUGGAAAGGCAGGCAAGUUCAGCAUCAUCCCAACAGCCAUUAAUGUAGGGUCAGGACUGGCAUUGAUGGGAGCUGGAGCUUUCUUCUGUGACAUGGUCCUUCUCUACCUAAUGAAGAAGAGCACGUCUUAUCGAGAGAGAAAGUACGAGGGAUCUGGACAAUCAACAAAAAAGACAUCUGAAGAUGAUAGUGUGGAGGACAGAAAAGACGCCACAGAGCAGGAGAAACUGGCAUUUUAAGUUUUUCAUAGUUUGUAACAUGCUUAUUUUGUCUCAAAUGUACUGAAAAAGAAAGCAGUCACAUACAUAUAAUACAUAUAAUACAUAUAAUACACAGCCUGGCCAAAAAAGUCCCAUAAGCAGUAUUUAUUUGGACCACAUUCAAUGUGAAAAUUAUGUUUCAUGUUCCCUGAAUCAUUCUCACAGUUUGAACCUGAUGAAUCCUGAUAUUGUUUAAUCUUUAUGCUUUCUAAUAAAUUGUUGUUUAAGAAAUAAGAAGCUGCUCACUGCAUCUGUUAGGGUCAAAUAACCUGUUGUAGCUGAAACAUAUCAAUCAUUGCAGUAUUUAUCCAAUGGAAGGAUCUAAACCACGCUGUUAUCCUUAAAAUUGAAAUAAUUUUGUUUUCAGACACAUUCCUCUUUUUAUUCUUAAUUAUACAUAUCAGUAAUCACCUUUGACCAGGCUUAGUGAUUACAUACUGAGCCGCCCUUACAUUUUAUCUAUCAAGAAUAAAUCACAUAGUUAUAAUCAUUUCUCGAGAAGAGGUAAAUAUAUUUUAUUCCAACUUCAUGGGCAACAGUGCAUUUGCUUAGUUGAAUCCAGUUGAGGUCUUUUUUUGACCAGGUUGUGUAUAUUUUACAGAAAUCAUUUGUUGCCAUAAAAUGAAGCAUUAUGGGCAUGAAAUAGAAGAUCUACAGUGUCAAUUUAUUUUCUGACUGAAAUCUAUUUUUAUAUGUUGUUUAAAAGAUGAAUUAAAAACUACAAUUUUAUC